GAAUAUCUUAGCGUGCGUCGCGUUGCCAUCCGUCGUCUCGUUUAGUGCGUUUCGUAUCUGUGCUGUAGUCGGUGCCUCGAUUUGUACGGUAUCUUCUUUUCUUGCGUAAUACUAGAACGACGUACCGCGUAACAGGAAGUGCGUCUUUUGAUUUGACUCGACGAUUCUGCGUCGCGUUAAUCAUAGCCAUCGCAGCCGUAGACGUCGCAACAAAACGUCUCGUAUUUACUUGAAACGCUGACUCGUCUCUAGACGUAAAUUAAUAUCGUCGACAGCAUAGGUAUAUACAGGAAGGCUAACGCAGGAUGGCGGAAGCCCACUCAGCCGUAGCAUUCAGUUUCGCGAUAACACACGAAGGAUGGGAUGUAAACUUCGAUCGGGAGGUGCUUCACUUGGUGUGGCUUUCUGGAGUGCGAUCAUGGAAGAAGAGAUUCUUCCGAUUUCUGAACAAUCUGAAAAGUGGCGUUUAUCCAGCUUCUUUAGAAAGCUUGUGGAUUACUAUAAUGUUAGUAACGGCGGUACAUUUUGCUGGUUAUAAAGUUCCGUAUGACCUCGUUGGAAAAGUAUCACCAUAUCUUUCCGGAACCUCUAUACUCGCGCACCUGGCAGGCUCUUUUCUAGUCGCAUUGUUCUUAUGGCUAGCGGUCAUAUACGCAAUUCGAUAUACGUUGAAAUUACUGCUUAUGUACAAAGGAUGGAUAUACGAAUCAAGGGGUAAGACUUACAAACCAUCAAGUUUGACGAAAAUCUGGCUCUUGAUGGUAAAGUUGUUCUCCGGUUGGCAUAAACCUAUGCUAUAUAGCUUCCAAGGAUCACUGCCACGAUUGCCGCUACCGUCAGUAGCUGAUACCAUGACACGGUAUUUGAGGACUGUACGGCCAUUGCUAGAUGACGAGAAUUACGCUCGCAUGGAAAGAUUGGCUACCGAAUUCCAAAAUGGCAUCGGCGUCAAGUUGCAACGUUAUUUAAUCCUCAAAUCUUGGUGGUCUACCAAUUAUGUAUCCGAUUGGUGGGAAGAGUACGUUUAUUUACGUGGAAGAUCACCUCUGAUGGUUAAUUCGAAUUUUUAUGGAAUUGAUGCCAUUCUCUCGCAUCCUACGAAUCUACAAUCUGCACGAGCCGCAGCGGUUAUAUAUUCCUGCUUGAAAUAUAGACGUCUUAUUGAACGUCAAGAAUUAGAACCAAUUCUGGUACAAGGAUUAGUACCAUUAUGUUCUUGGCAAUAUGAAAGAGUUUUUAAUACUACACGAAUUCCAGGAAUAGAGGUUGACAAAAUUGUGCAUUAUCAAGAUGCCAAACAUAUUGUAGUUUAUCAUAAAGGCAGAUAUUUUAAGGUGUUAAUUUAUUAUCGAAAUAGAAUUCUUCAAGCCUGUGAAAUAGAACUUCAGAUUCAACAAAUUUUAAAUGAUGAUUCAACACCGGCGGAGGGAGAGGAGAAACUAGCUGCAUUAACGGCUGGUGAAAGAACUAUCUGGGCGCAGACUAGAAAAGACUUUUUUGCAAAAGGUGUAAAUAAAGCUUCUUUGGAUAUUAUUGAGAAAGCUGCAUUCGUAGUCGCAUUAGACGAUGUAGCUUAUGAAUAUGAUCCAAAUCAUCCAGAAAAAUUAGAUCACUAUGGUAGAAUUUUAUUACAUGGAAAAGGAUAUGAUCGAUGGUUUGAUAAAUCUUUUACGCUAUGCAUUGGGACCAAUGGCAGAAUUGGCUUCAAUGCGGAACAUUCUUGGGCAGAUGCUGCAGUCAUGUCACACUUGUGGGAGUACGUGAUAUGUUCGGAGUUCCUAGACAGAGAGGCUGAUGCACCGGUGAUGGGAACUCUAUGGGAAUUUAUUAUGGCUGCUGAUAAUGAAAUUGGAUAUCAAGAUGGACAUAAUAUAGGCACUCCAGAAUUUACACCUCCAGCUCCACUUCGAUUGCAAUGGGAUCUGAAUGCUAAAUGUAUUGAAGCUAUUGAGCAAUCCUAUCAAGUAGCACACAAUAUAUUGAAUGAUGUUGAGUUGCGUAUUUAUGUGCACGAUGCUUACGGCAAAGGCUUAAUGAAGGCUAAUUCCGUAUCGCCAGAUGCAUAUAUACAAAUGGCACUUCAACUGGCAUAUUAUCGCGAUGCUGGGAAGUUCAGUUUAACUUAUGAAGCUUCUAUGACGAGACUAUUCCGAGAAGGUAGAACGGAAACAGUUAGACCAUGCACUAUUGAAUCUUCUAAAUGGGUGAAAGCAAUGGAGAAUAAAACAAUAACGAUAGAUGAAAAAGUUAAACUACUAAUGGAUGCGGUAGCACGACAUCAGAAAAGUUAUCAGGAUGCCAUGUGUGGUAAAGGAAUAGAUAGACAUCUAUUCUGUUUGUAUGUAGUAUCAAAGUACUUAGAAGUAGACUCGCCAUUUCUAAAGGAGGUUCUAAGUGAACCAUGGAGAUUAUCAACAUCACAAACUCCGCACGGUCAAACUGCAAAAUUAGAUUUGAAAAAAUAUCCGAAUUGCAUUUCAGCAGGUGGUGGAUUUGGCCCUGUAGCUCAUGAUGGCUAUGGUGUUUCUUACAUAAUUGCAGGAGAAAAUCUUAUAUUUUUCCACGUAUCUAGUAAACGAUCUUCCUCAAAAACGGAUGCUGCAAGAUUUGCAAAGGAGAUAGAGAAGGCACUUGAUGAUAUGAAAAACUUAUUGGGCCAGAAGAAGAAAAUACAUCAGAAUGGAUCUGCAUAAUUUAUUAUUUAAUCUUGCAAAGUGAUUACAAAUGAAAAAAAAUCUAUAGCUUCAAAAUAAUUUGCCUGGUAUAGGGAAAAAUUUAAUGCACUUUUUGAAGGCACUUUUCAUAGACAAUUAUUUUGAUAAAUAAAAAUUUACAAGAAAAUGAUGGGUCCAAAAUUCAAGAUGCAGUAUAGACAAUUGCAUAGAGAUAAUUUUUCAUAAAAUUAUUUUUGUUUAUCAUAUGUAUCAUCAAAUAG
Molecule: messenger RNA, 2935 nt
Organism: Camponotus floridanus (Florida carpenter ant)
Lineage: Eukaryota; Metazoa; Arthropoda; Insecta; Hymenoptera; Formicidae
Gene: whd
Product: carnitine O-palmitoyltransferase 1, liver isoform
Exons: 16
Coding region: 306-2693 (795 amino acids)
Biological process (GO): carnitine metabolic process; fatty acid metabolic process
Cellular component (GO): mitochondrion
Molecular function (GO): carnitine O-palmitoyltransferase activity
Source: RefSeq, a predicted model, not a curated record